UUGAGAGAGCGCGUUUCAGACAGAGAAAUUGGGACAGAGAGGGGGUUAGGUUUGAGAGAGAAAUUGUAUAGAGAGAGAGAGGGUGGGGUCAGGAGAAUGGGGAUACACAGUAUGUUGGUUUUUGUAGCAGAAGCACUAUCUUUUCUCGAGUGCUUGAUUGACAUUGAGUGCAGAAGGAGAGAGAACGCGUAUGGGUUAUGGAAGGGAAGAUAGAGAGAGUUAGAAAGGAAGGGGGGCCCUCGGUUAGUGGUAGAGACUGACAGGUGAGAGAGAAGAUGGGUACUCCAUACCUGGGGACCGGGGAGCAAAACUUAAUGGGUUCCAGGAAACCCAACACCAACCCCUUAGCCCACAUCAAAGAUCGCCUUCUUCUUCUGUUUAUUGAGUGGGUUAUGGAAAUCUAGAGAGAGAAAGUCCCAUAAUUCUCUUGAAAAGGAGAACAUGACCUUGUCGGUGGUUUUGGGUUGUUCAGCACACAGUGCCUGCAAGCUUUCCAAUUCCAUGGCCAAAACCCCAAAAAGUGACUGCUUUGGAACCCUUAAUUAGAGGCUAAAGUUGAGGCAUCAUCAAAGAGAAGGCAAGAAAGGAUGUUCUUCUGUUUUCUCCUCUGGUUUUUUUCUUUUUUCUUUUGUGGGUAGAGAGAGAGAGGAAACCCCACUCUAUGGUCCUGAACCCAUGGGCAUAAUGUUAGAGAUCUGAGUUUUCACAGUUAGAACUUAGAAGUAAGCCCUAGCAAAGGACCCCACAAGCUACUGUGCUCUUCUUUUAUUGAUUGCACACAAGUUUUGGGAAUUCUUUUGUUCUGCUAAUUUUUAAUCUCUGCUUAAGUUUUAUCCCCUUCUUGUUCAGCACCACUCUUUCUCCCCUUCUUGUUCAGCACCACUCUUUCUCUCUAAGCUGGUCUGCAGUCCCCUUCAAUUUAAAUGAACCCCACAUGACUCUCUCUCUCUCAGCUGAUCUUUACCUUCAUUUUCAAAUGCCCAACUUGACUCUCUCUCUAAACUGGUUAGAAGUCCAGUGCUUAAUAUUAAUCACCUCUAUUUGACAUUCUCAUUCUAAACUGGUGUGAAUUCUUUGUUCAAUUAGCCCAUUUUCUCUCUCUACCUGUCUGCAGACCCUUAUUCAAUCGCCUCACUGAACACAAUCUUUCUCUCUCUAAGCUCAUCUACAAGUCCCCUUCCCUCCUUAUUGAAUCACUCCUACUUCUCUCUCUCUCCUCUUUAAGUCACUGCAUCUCUCCCUCUCUAGGUUAAGAAAGCCAUGCAAUUAGGGCAAAACCCUGAGGACUGGUGCACUGAAGUCGACAGGUCUUCCUACAUUAGGUAGAGUUCCAAUAUUUAGCAUGGCUCAAGUACCUGACCUAAAUCAGCCGUUCUAGAGAGAGAGAGAUCUAGGGAAAGAGAGCUAUCAGAGGAAGACGAUAAAAGGUGGUCGAAAUAAGAAUUGAUGGACCUAGGGGGCCCGGACGCAGACAUAGAGAGAGGAGCCAUGCCCAUCUCAGUCGGCUUCGGCCCUAUUCACCAGUCCCCCACCAAGCCCGCCAAACCCACCCACUGCGAAGCCAGGCUCGAGCCUGCCCCACCCCAUGUCUCACCGAACCCCCGCCUGAAGCGCCGCAACUCUCACUAUGGCGAGUGCCUCAAGAACCAUGCCGCUGCCAUCGGUGGCCAUGCCCUUGACGGGUGCUGCGAGUUCAUGCCCAGCGGUGAAGAAGGUUCCAUUGAAUCCCUAAAAUGCGCCGCCUGCAAUUGCCACCGAAACUUCCAUCGAAAAGACUCAGAAGAAAAUUCUAUACCACAAAGUUGCUUGUACUGUUAUCACAGAAGCCCUAAGGCAGUGAAGAGCAACAACCAUUUCCUUCCCCUCCCUUCGAGCCCGCAAGGAGUUAUACCGGGACCUCCAUUUUCAAUGGUGGCCUUCGGGCCUAACGAUUCAUCGAGUGAGGACUUGCACAAUCAGGUCAUAAGACCCAUGUGUGUUGUUUCAAAACAAAGUAACGGUAACAAGGGAAGUGAUCACAAGAGAUUCAGGACAAAGUUUACGCAGGAGCAGAAGGAGAGAAUGUUAGGGUUUGCAGAGAGGGUGGGUUGGAGGAUACAGAAGCAGGAUGAAGGGGCGGUGCAGAGGUUUUGUGAUGAGGUUGGGGUGAAGAGGCAUGUCUUGAAGGUUUGGAUGCAUAACAAUAAGAAUACUCUGGGGAAGAAGUCCUCUUCAUAGAAUCAUAGAGAGAGAAGCCUGGUGCAAAGCAAUAUUUUUAGAAAGAGAAAGUGGGUUCUUGAUUGUCUCUCAGGCUUGAUGAGCAGUGGGGUUCUUCUCUCUAUUGCAUGCUCUCGUCGUCCCAUCCUUCACUUCAAAAUCCAUGACGCGGCUUCCGAGGAGAAACAGCACAGUGUGGAGCAAGUGGGGGCACCUUUCUGGUUCUCAAUUCCCCUUUACUUGCAAGGAGCAGCCUUUCUCUCUUUCUUCUGCAAGUUUACAAUGGAACCCGACAAGACCAAGUAACGAGAUUCUCUCUCUCUCUCUCCUCCUUUAAAUUGUAAAUUUUAGUGAGAGAAACCCACUUCCAAAAACUCUGCAAAAGCAUGUCUUGAAUCUCUCUCUGAUCAUGUAAGUACAUUCUGAGUUCCUAGAGAUUAACCCAACUCUCAGAUUAGAGUGUAUUUUACCUUUGAAAUUAGUGUGCGUUACCCUAAAAUGUGUAAGAUGAGCUUUGUUUCUAUAUAA
Molecule: messenger RNA, 2724 nt
Organism: Amborella trichopoda
Lineage: Eukaryota; Viridiplantae; Streptophyta; Magnoliopsida; Amborellales; Amborellaceae
Product: zinc-finger homeodomain protein 2
Biological process (GO): regulation of DNA-templated transcription; regulation of developmental process
Cellular component (GO): nucleus
Molecular function (GO): transcription cis-regulatory region binding; DNA-binding transcription factor activity
Source: RefSeq, a predicted model, not a curated record